Molecule: messenger RNA, 1785 nt
Organism: Cottoperca gobio
Lineage: Eukaryota; Metazoa; Chordata; Actinopteri; Perciformes; Bovichtidae
Product: kelch-like protein 10
Exons: 5
Coding region: 1-1785 (594 amino acids)
Molecular function (GO): protein binding
Source: RefSeq, a predicted model, not a curated record
AUGAGCGACCAAGGCAAGUCUUCAAACGAGCCAAGCUCGGUGUUCAACGAUCUCCGUCUGAAAGGAGAAUUUUGCGACGCAGUCAUCAAAGUCGAGGAUGUCGAAUUUCAAAUUCACAGAGUGGUCCUCUGUAGAUGCAGUCCUUAUUUCCUAGCCCUCUUCAGACGCUGGUCAACUCCAGACCAAAGAGUCUUUGACAUACCCGGCCUGUCCCCUGGCAUGAUGGAGGUUAUCAUUGAGUUUGCAUACAAUGGCUCUGUUUCUGUGACGAAGCAGAAUGUGCAGGAGCUGCUGCUUGCAGCCGAUCAGCUCACUGUAAUGGACAUUGUUCACACUUGCUGCAACUUCCUGGGGGAGCAGCUCUGCCCAAAGAACUGCAUCGGCAUCUUUCAGUUCACCAACAUCUGCUGCUGCUCCGAACUGCAGCGCAAGGCCUUCCACUAUAUCAUUGAUCACUUUGAGGAGGUUGUUUCCUCUGAAGAGUUCCUGGAGCUCUCUGUGCAGGAAAUCUCUGACAUCAUUGAUAGAGACGACCUCAAUGUUAGAAAAGAGAGUACUGUGUUUGAGGCCAUCCUUCGCUGGAUCACCAAUUUACCUGAAGAACGAAAAGUACACAUCGCUGUACUUUUGUCUAAGGUACGACUGGGCUUGACAAGUAUGAACUACAUGAGGAACAAUGUGAUGUCCAAUGAGCUGGUGACUAACAACAUUGAGUGCCAGCCCAUAGUUAAAGAAGCCAGUGAAACUAUUUUUCACAUCAUGACAAACAGGCACAAUGUAUUUGGUCUCAGCCACCCUCUCGCCCGUCCUCGCCUGCCUAAUGCCAUCCUGUUGGCCAUUGGAGGCUGGAGUGGCGGCGAUCCAACUAACGGCAUAGAGGCGUACGAUAUCCGCACUGACUACUGGAUCAACGUGUCAAACAGUCACGAGCGUCCCCGUGCCUAUCACGGCACUGCUUUCCUCAAUAAGAAUGUCUACUGUGUUGGGGGCUUUGACAGAGUGGAGCAUUUCAACAGCGUGCGCAGGUUUGACCUCAGCACACGCACCUGGCACGAGGUGGCAUCCAUGUACUGCCGCCGCUGCUAUGUGAGCGUCACUGUGCUGAACGGGUACAUCUAUGCCAUGGGAGGUUAUGAUGGGCAUACCCGACUCAACACUGCAGAGCGCUACAGGCCCGAGACCAACCAGUGGAGUCUUAUUGCACCCAUGCACGAGCAUAGGAGCGACGCCAGCUGCACAACACUCCACAACAAGGUUUACAUUUGUGGUGGUUUCAAUGGAAACGAAUGCCUGCAGUCGUCUGAAUGUUACUGCCCAGAAACCGACCAGUGGACAAUAAUUAGCCUCAUGAACUCCCGGCGCAGUGGCAUUGGCGUCAUUGCAUAUGCAAACCAUGUCUAUGCAGUUGGUGGCUUUGAUGGCACCACCCGUCUGCGCAGCGCUGAGGCCUACAACCCCUGGAGCAACACCUGGCACGAAGUGUCCCCCAUGUUGACCCCCCGCAGCAACUUCGGCAUCGAAGUGCUCGAAGAUCGGCUCUUUGUUGUCGGGGGCUUCAACGGCUUCACCACCUCCUAUAACGUCGAGUACUACGAUGCAACAACUGAUGAGUGGUCUGAAGCCUGUGACAUGGAGAUUUUCCGCAGCGCCCUGAGCUGCUGUGUGGUGUCUGGGCUCCCCAACAUGGCCGAGUACACUGUCCCUCGUGACACCCUGACACUUUCAUGUUUGGAUGAUGUGUCUGUGGAGUCUUUGGAGACAGGACUGUCUGUCGAACGCUCCUGA